This is a messenger RNA of Aedes aegypti (yellow fever mosquito), 1069 nucleotides long. RefSeq lists its product as uncharacterized. NCBI's taxonomy places the organism in Eukaryota, Metazoa, Arthropoda, Insecta, Diptera, Culicidae. Bases 160 to 729 code for a protein of 189 amino acids. The transcript has 4 exons. The record is from RefSeq and is a predicted model, not a curated record.
CAUGCCGCCCUCGUGAUGCGUGCUGGCACGUAUGGAUUAUAAAUCGGACAAUUUCCCAAUUUACCCGUCCAGUUGGGUGCGGAAGCGCCUCGUUAUUAGCAACUACAGCAACGGCGUCUGACGGAUUAACAAGAUUCAAAAUUUUGUGUGCGAGGCGAAAUGUAUUACCCUAAAAUGGAUGUUUUGGUGCUGGUGGUGCUUCUUCCGAUGAUGGCAAGCAUAAUGGCGCAAGGGGACCAAGCGGAGUACGUCAUCGACAUUGAAGAUUUCUUCCAGGAUUGCGACAACGGGAAACCUUUUCCGGCCAUCAAGCUGGAAGAUUUCGAAACGUUACAAGACGAUGAAGGAAACUCGCUGAUGAAUGGGAACUUGAUAUUCGCCGAUGAGUAUAAUGAUCCAAUUGAGAUGAAAAUAUACUCCACUCGACAGAAACAGGGCUCUUGGGUAGAUGGCGAAAUAUCUCGCGACGUGAUGAACGUCUGUCCGCUUAUCAUGAGCUCUUCGGAACCCUGGUAUGUGAUAACGUCUGCCAUGAAGAAACAGGACUGCCCAUUUGAAGCUGGACACACCGAAAAAUUUGAACUGCUUCCGAUGGGUGAUAUGGGUUUUGGCUCCAUUCCGGAGUCGUUUGCUGGCAACUGGAGGCUGUACGUGGAAAGCACUACCCAGAGAGGCGCUGAAAAGGUAACCGAAUGCUUCAGAGUUGCGUUUAGUAUUAUUGAAAAAUAGUUCAGAUGGUAUUUUGCGUUUGGAGCGUUGGACAACAGGGGUUUCAUUGCACUUUAACUUUGGGUUUUUAAAAAAUAGUUAGGACGAAUUAUCUAAAUUCUAAUACUGCACUUAUCUACUACUACUUAGUACUGAGUACUCGACUUGAAGACGACAUAGCAUGGUUUUACGCGUUUAGUAAGAAAAAUGUUAGCAGAAAAUCCAUUUAGCAUUGUAGGGCUUAAUGAGUACAUUUGGAGUAUCAGGGACAUACCUUAGGGUAAUAAAUAUUCAAUGCAUGACAUUUGCGUACUAUUUGAGUGAGUAAUGUUUUUAACAAUAAAGAGCACACAAAAAUAUA